Messenger RNA from Scaptodrosophila lebanonensis, 2031 nucleotides. RefSeq lists its product as uncharacterized. NCBI's taxonomy places the organism in Eukaryota, Metazoa, Arthropoda, Insecta, Diptera, Drosophilidae. The record is from RefSeq and is a predicted model, not a curated record. The transcript has 8 exons. The annotation marks the transcript as partial. Gene Ontology annotation, molecular function: ligand-gated monoatomic ion channel activity. Gene Ontology annotation, cellular component: membrane.
UCACUGUUCUCGAUGAUGGCGAUGCGAUCAGCGCGUGAUUUAAUACCCGCACGUGCAAUAUCGCGACGUAUAUCGCGGUCGGGUGUAACCGUGCUGGCCUCUGUGGCGUCCGAGUCAGAUUCCGAAUCGGAGCAAGAGCAAGCUGACAGCACUAUUUGCGUUUUGUGGCAUGAGGGCUACGAGUUUCAACCUCAAGGAGCGGCAAUCUUUGUGGACAUAAGUCGCUCCACCUUAAAAGGGAGUUUCGAGCGUGACGUCAUCGAUUCGCAAGCCAAACAGGGCUACCUGAACACUAAUAAUUUACCGUUUGACGAUCUACUUCUGAAACUUACACUAUCUAUUGAGAUAUCGCACUGUGAGAGCUUUAUAGUUUUCGGCUCGGAUAUUGAGGAGUUCGUGACGGCAUUCGAAAGGGCAUCCAUGUACUCGAUUUGGCGUUCAAUAUACAACCGCUUUGUGUUUGCUCAUGAGGCGGGCGAGCUAGAGGAGACCUGCUGCAAGCAUCUAUUUUUCCAGGAUCAACCCAGCAUAUUGUUUGUUGAGCGCAACCAGAUAAAUGGUAGUACCUUCGAGCUGAAAACCAACAAGUAUGUGGGUGCACGAAAGGAUCAGGCGCAACUCCUUUUGCUGGAUCGCUACGAUGCGUUGCAGCAGAGAUUCGAAUACGACAGCAAUCUUUUUCCCGACAAGCUGCGAGAUCUCGAGGGGCGUACGUUAACCAUUGCUUGCUUUGACUACAGACCCUAUGUGGUCUUGAAAUAUAACACCACAAGCAACUCGCGAGAUGUGGGCGUGUCCCCAAAUCAGGACGUUUAUAUCGAUGGUGCAGAGAUGCGCCUGGUGAUGAGCUUCUGCGAACAGUUCAACUGCACCGUUCAGAUCGACACCUCCGACCCGAGCAAGGACUGGGGUACCAUUCUUCCCAACAUGACCGGAGUUGGUUGUAUUGGCAUGGUGUUUGACCAUAAGGCGGACUUAGCCGUUGGUGCCUUUUACUCCUGGUACAACGAUUACAUCUAUAUUGAUAUGUCCAUGUAUUUGGUGCGUGCGGGCGUUACUUGCCUGGUGCCGGCGCCGAAGCGCAUGGUCAGCUGGUUUCUGCCGUUAGAGCCUUUUCAGGCAACACUGUGGGCCGCCGUGCUUUUGUGCCUGGGUGUUGAGAUGCUGGGACUGGGGGUCGCUCACAAAAGCGAGCGAUUGCUCUUCUCUGAAGCUAAGGAUGACGGCUGGUUGGCCAGCAUCAAAUACGGAUUGAUCAUCACGUUUAAGCUGUUUCUCUCGCAGUCGGGGGACAGCCAUGCCCUAUCUUUUACGGUGCGCGUACUACUCUUUGCCUGCUUCCUCAACGAUCUCAUUAUCACGAGCAUCUACGGUGGUGGCUUGGCCAGCAUUCUCACCAUACCCAGCAUGGAGGAGGCAAUCGAUACGGUGGACCGCCUGCGUACGCAUCGAUUACCUUUUGCCGCCAGUUCCGAGGCUUGGGUGGAGUCCCUACGUGGCUCGGACGAUGUAAGUAUACAGGAACUUUUGGAGAACUUCCACAUCUUUGACAAUGAGCAUCUAAUCCAGUUGGCGACUGAGGCGCGCACGGGAUUUACUGUAGAGCGUAUGACCUUUGGUCAUUUUGCCUUUAGCGAUUUCCUCACCCCAGAGGCCUUCGAGCAGAUGAAGAUCAUGCACGAAGACUUGUAUUUCCAGUACUCGGUGGCCUUUGUGCCGCGUCUCUGGCCAAUGCUUGAGCGCUUUAAUGCUUUAAUCUAUCGCUGGCACUCUUCAGGCUUUAGCAAGUACUGGGAAUACCAGGUGGUGGCCGACAAUCACGAUUCGCUCAUCCAGAACGAGGUGGGGAGCACUACGACGAGCAGCUUGGAAGAUCUGGACGGACCCGAGGCGCUGGGCAUGUCAAAUUUUGUGGGCAUUCUACUGAUCUGGGUUCUGGGCAUCUCUAUAGCUACGCUGGUUCUCGUGGCAGAACUUUUAAUGGGCAGAAAUGGCAGAUGCCAGAUGUUAGGUUGGAACGGUCGCAAGUAG